UAUUAUCCUUCUUCUCUAUAUAGGAGACAUCUAAAGAUCCGAACUGGUGACUCUUCAAACUUGAAAGACAGAGUAAAAUGAACAUCAUUUGGAACAUUUCUAUUUGUGUUUCAGCUUUUGUUGUUGUACUGAUCACUAGAUGGUGGUACCGAUGGUCAAACCCAAAGUGCAAUGGCAAGUUACCUCCGGGAUCAAUGGGGUUUCCGAUCAUCGGAGAGACACUAGCCUUCUUUAAGUCUCAUGGAUUCUAUGAGACCUCGCCGUUUCUCGAAAAGAGGAUGUCCAGGUACGGGUCACUAUUUAAGACCAACAUAUUUGGUUCCAACACCGUGGUAGUCACGGACCAUGAUGUUAUGUAUGAGAUUUUAAAGCAAGAGAACAAGGCUUUCAUGUUUAGUCUUCCAGAUGGGUUUUUUAAAGUGUUUGGGAAAGAUAAAGAAUUGGUUGACCAUGGGAAGACACACAAGCAUGUCAAACAAAUCACUCUGAACUUUCUUGGCACUGAAGGUUUGAAGUGGAAGUUGAUAAAAGACAUGGACCGAGCUACCGGCGAGGAUCUUAAAUCAAAGGCUACCUUGGGGAGUUUGGAUAUUAAGGAGACAGUUUCAAACCUGAUAAUUAAGCACUUGACACCCAAGUUGAUAAGUAACCUCAAAUCAGAGGCUGAAGAGAAUCUUAUGGACAUCUUCAUGGCCUUCAAUCUUGAUUGGUAUAAGUCAUCUUUUAGUUUCUCUACCUGGAAAUCGUUUUAUAUAGCUAUUAUGGCACGCAAAUCUGCGAUGAAUGUGAUACGCGAUGUUCUCUUAUCAAGGAAAGAAUCGGAAGAGAAGCAUGAAGACAUCCUUAACACGAUGCGAAAAGAUGUCAUAUUCGAUGACCAAGCCGUUGUGGACAACGUCUUUGCUAUUCCGGUGGCCGCUAAAGAUACUACCUCUACAAUUGGUUCCAUGGCAGUAAAAUACAUUACUAAUAACCAUAAAGUCUUUUUAGAGUUGAAGAAAGAGCAUGAUGCUAUCCUUCAAAAUAGAGUGGAUAAGAACUCUGGAGUGAGUUGGGAAGAGUACAAAAACAACAUGACUUUCACCAACAUGGUGAUUAAUGAGACUCUUAGACUUGCAAAUGUGACUCCAGUAUUGUUUAGAAAGGCUUUGAAAGAUGUUGAAAUUAAAGGAUAUACGAUUCCAAAGGGCUGGAUGGUUGUAGUUGCAAGUUCAUUGAUACAUUAUGAUCCUGCGAUAUAUGAGAACCCUUACGAGUUUAAUCCGUGGCGAUGGGAGGGCAAAGAGCUGGUUCAUGGUUCUAGGACGUUCAUGGUAUUUGGAGGUGGGUUGAGAUUGUGUCCUGGUGCAGAAUUUGCAAGACUUCAGAUUGCAAUAUUCAUUCACCAUCUUGUUACCAACUACGAAUUCUCUAUGGAACAAGACUGCGAGAUCACUCGUACACCUCUAGUUUCUUUUCCCAAUGGCAUCAAUCUCAACAUCUCUCAUGCUACUCCCACUAGUUGACUUGGAGAUGUUUAGUCUAUCUUAUAUGAAAUAAGCCUAAAUCUAAGUACACGUUCUAUUGUAAGCUUCAUAUAUAUAUCCAAAGAUUAUCAAGAUUUGCUUAAAGUUAAAUAAAGGAUUUGAACACUUGGAUAUU
This is a messenger RNA of Capsella rubella, 1641 nucleotides long. RefSeq names its product cytochrome P450 708A2. The transcript is spliced from 8 exons. The record is from RefSeq and is a predicted model, not a curated record. NCBI's taxonomy places the organism in Eukaryota, Viridiplantae, Streptophyta, Magnoliopsida, Brassicales, Brassicaceae. Gene Ontology annotation, biological process: sterol metabolic process. Gene Ontology annotation, molecular function: heme binding; monooxygenase activity; oxidoreductase activity, acting on paired donors, with incorporation or reduction of molecular oxygen. Bases 78 to 1505 code for a protein of 475 amino acids.